CAUUUCUAAGCCGCGUUUUCCUUUACUUUGAUUCUUCAACACUCCCAAAUCAUAAACCCCUCUCCCUUAAAGCUUCUUGAAACCUCACAACAUUAUACAAAUCUUGAACACAAAAAACCACCAUUGUUUACUCUCUAAAAAACCAUGAAAGCAUAUUCAACCACACCAUUUCUAUGGCCAUUCUUGAUCAAAAAACUCACCUUUUCUUUUCUUUAGUAUUUCUUUGCUUUCUCAUUUCCUUUUCACCCAUUUCUUCACUUUCAACUGUUUCCAUUUCAAAAACUUCUAACCAAACAUUAAUUUGUGCAUUGAUUUCCUCCUCCUCCUCAUUUCCUCAACAAUCUUCUCUCAAUUGUACUAGUUUUCCUCAAGGAAUUCAAAUCCCUUUAAAUCCUUCAGUUUCCUUUUCUGGAAUUGUAGGUGGGAAUGGUUUCCUUUGUGGGUUGACUUCAUCUUACUCUUCUUCUACUUCAAUCAUGGUAUGUUGGAGAUUCUCAAACAAUGGUACUAACUUGUCUUACAAAAGGAUUUAUCUUGGUCCAUUGAUCACAAAUCUUGAUUCUGGAAAUUCCCACAUUUGUGGAAUUGUUAAUAAUAGGCUUGAAUGUUGGCAGUGGCAUGAAUUUAAUUCAUCAAACAGAAGUUUGAUGAGUUCAAAUCUUGCUGUUGGAGAAGAUUUUGUUUGUGGUUUGUUGGAAUUUGGUGAAAUCCAAUGUUUAGGAAGUUUCAGAAAUGUCACUGAUGCUAUUCCUUCAGGGAAUUAUAGUGAAAUUGCAUCUGGUUCUCAACAUGUUUGUGCUAUUUCCAAGAAUAAUAGUUUGAUUUGUUGGGGAAAUAUGGUAGGAGAAAAGCCUAUUGGCCAAUUCAAAUCACUUGCUUUAGGUGAUAAUAGGAGUUGUGCUUUGAGGAUUAAUGGGACAGUUGUUUGUUGGGGAGAAACUGGUUUUAGUCUGCCUUCAUCUUUGAGUGAGGAAUUUUUUGAAACAUUGGAAGCAAAACAAGACAUUUUCUGUGGUAUUGUGACCUCAAAUUAUUCAUUGUUUUGUUGGGGCAAUGACAUUUUCAAUUCAAAUCCAGUAGUUUUUAAUGGUGUACAAGUAGUUCCGGGACCAUGUACUACUUCAUGUCCUUGUGUACCUUUACCUAAUUAUGAGACAUUUUGUGGUGAGGGACUAAUGAUAUGUACCCAUUGUGUUUGGCAAGAAUCCGGUGUGAAUCCACCAAUCGUUAACGGGUCGGGUCCUGCACCACCACCAUUGCCCCCACAGCCAAUGCCACCGUCAACGCCAUCUCAAACGAGUGGAAGAAGCGAUCCAUGGAGUAGGAGGAAUGUGGCAUUUCUAGUGGUAGGUUGUAUUGGAUCCUUAAUGAUGUUGAGUGUCCUUGUUAUCUUGUUUUUCAAGUAUUGCAAGAUCAGAGGAUGCAGAGUACACGACUCUGGCCGCCUUGAUGAGGCGGGGUCACCGCCCCAGCAAGGCAGCCAGACGUCUGGAGUUCAAGAUCAACAAGGUACACCUCAACCACCGGUCUUGAAAAAAAGACUUAGUCAAUUGAUUAGUAUAGGGAAUGGGGGUCACCUAGAAGAAUUUUCCUUGCAAGUGUUACUUCAAGUGACUAAGAAUUUCUCCGACGAGCACAAAAUUGGGAGUGGAAGUUUUGGAUCUGUAUAUCAUGCUAGAUUAGAAGAUGGGCGCGAAGUAGCCAUAAAAAGAGCUGAAGCUUCAGCCUCAUCUUCCUAUGCUGGUGGCACAAAGUAUAGACAAGAGGACAAGGACAAUGCAUUCCUCAAUGAGCUAGAGUUUUUGUCGCGCCUCAAUCACAAAAACCUUGUUAGGCUAUUAGGGUAUUGUGAAGAUAACAAUGAACGUGUCUUGAUUUUCGAGUACAUGAACAAUGGCACUCUCCAUGACCAUCUCCACAGGCUCGAAAGCUCUCCACUAAUGUCAUGGCCAGGUAGGAUCAAGGUGGCAUUGGACGCGGCACGUGGCAUUGAGUACCUGCACGAGUACGCAGUGCCACCUGUCAUCCAUCGUGACAUCAAGUCAUCCAACAUAUUGCUCGAUGCCACGUGGAAUGCCAAGGUGUCCGACUUUGGAUUGUCCUUAAUGGGGCCUCAAGAUGACGAAACACACCUUUCUAUGCGCGCUGCUGGCACGGUCGGUUACAUGGACCCCGAGUACUACAGACUGCAACAACUGACGACAAAAAGUGAUGUGUAUAGUUUCGGAGUAAUGUUGCUAGAGUUGUUGUCGGGUUACAAGGCAAUUCACAAGAAUGAGAAUAGGGUACCAAGAAAUGUGGUUGAUUUUGUUGUACCAUACAUAGUACAAGAUGAGAUUCAUAGGGUAUUGGAUCAUAGAGUUCCACCACCAACACCUUUUGAAAUUGAGUCUGUGGCAUAUGUAGGUUAUUUAGCAGCAGAUUGUACCACAUUAGAAGGUAGAGAUCGUCCAACUAUGACUCAAGUUGUAAAUACACUAGAAAGAGCCUUGAAGGCAUGUUUGGCUACUCCAAUUUUCUCUCGGUCUAACACCGAUGAUUCGUCCACAUAGGCAGCAUGCUUUGACACGUGUAUAUUGUAAUUACACAUUUUUCUUAUUUUCCUAUAUAUAUAUAUAUAUUUAAAUUAUUGGAAAAAUGUAUGAUCCAUAUUUUAACUAGAAGGAUUAACUCAGAUA
Molecule: messenger RNA, 2678 nt
Organism: Nicotiana attenuata
Lineage: Eukaryota; Viridiplantae; Streptophyta; Magnoliopsida; Solanales; Solanaceae
Product: serine/threonine-protein kinase-like protein CCR4
Exons: 1
Coding region: 174-2552 (792 amino acids)
Biological process (GO): protein phosphorylation
Molecular function (GO): ATP binding; protein serine/threonine kinase activity
Source: RefSeq, a predicted model, not a curated record